Molecule: messenger RNA, 711 nt
Organism: Thyridium curvatum
Lineage: Eukaryota; Fungi; Ascomycota; Sordariomycetes; Thyridiales; Thyridiaceae
Exons: 2
Coding region: 1-711 (236 amino acids)
Biological process (GO): mitochondrial electron transport, succinate to ubiquinone; tricarboxylic acid cycle; mitochondrial respiratory chain complex II assembly
Cellular component (GO): mitochondrion
Source: RefSeq, a predicted model, not a curated record
AUGGCCAGUCUAUCCCAGCACCUGCUGCGGCCCUCGCGACGCAUCCUCGCCGCCGGCCCGGCCAGGCAGUGCCUCCGCGCCGCGUCCUCCUCCUCCUCCUCCUCCUCCUCCAGCCGCGGCCCCGUGCCGGAGGAGAUCCCCGACCGCGACCUCGAGGUCGGCGAGCUGCAGGGCGCAAAGUUCCGCAUCGAGCCCCUGCGCCGCGUGGGCGAGGACCCCGAGACCAUGCGCGCGCGCCUCCUCUACCAGUCCCGCAAGCGCGGCACCCUCGAGUCGGACCUCCUCCUCUCCACCUUCGCCAGCCAGAACCUGCCCGCCAUGACGCCCGAGCAGCUGCGCCAGUACGACCGCUUCCUCGACGAGAACGACUGGGACAUCUACUACUGGGCCACGCAGGACGAGUCCGCCUCCUCGCCCCCCUCCUCCGCCGUCGGAAGCGGCACCCUGCAGAGCUCGGAGCCCUACAUCGCAGCAGCAGAGGAAGGCGCGAAGCGGGGCGAGGACGUGCCCGUGCGGGAGCAGCGCGCCGGCGAGUGGGCGCAGACGGUGGGCACCUUCCGGCCCGCGUACCGGCCCGUGCCCGCCCGGUGGAAGGGCAGCGAGGUCCUGUCGCUGCUGCGCGAGCACGUCCGCGACAAGUCGGCCGCGGGCACGCUCAAGGGCGCCCGCGGCGGCGGCGGCAUGGCGUUUAUGCCGCCGCUGGACAAGUGA